CUACUGCAUGCCCCUCCACUGGAUGAACAAACUACGUAGCGCGCUGACCCCAGAGUUCUACAUAUAAUUAAGAGUGUCCAGCAUUUCUGCAGCCGCUCUUAAAACAAAUAAGCUCGACGUACACUGGUUUCGAAUCUUACCGUCACAUCUAGAUACACCAUGGCUACUACCCCCUCAUCCGUUCCCCAAGAAGCAGACGUCGAAAUACUUUUCAACUACCUAGGCAAACGCUACGAAGACGCCUACCUCGAUAGCCCCAACCUGCAAGACUUCGUUCGCAAUGCAAUCUCCACCCUGGCACCCCACAGCCAGGUCCUAGAUGUCGGCUGCGGCACCGGAAAACCCGUCGCCGACAUGGUCGCCCGCGCUGGACACUCGGUGCACGGAAUCGAUAUUGCAGAGGAGAUGGUGGGGAUUGCUCGCGGGCAGGUACACGGAUCAGAGGCCUGUCCAGCUACGUUUGAGAAAGCCGAUAUGAGAACGUACAUGCCACUGUCGCCGGGCGCAAUAGAUGCCGUGUUUGCGGUAUACUCGCUCUUCCAAAUUUCGCCCAGCGAUACGUACUCCAUGGUUUUCAGGUUUGGGGAGUGGUUGCGGCCUGGCGGGGUUCUUGUUUUGGGAUUUACGCCUAGUUCGGUGCUGGUAGAGGGGCAGGGGACGUAUGAUCCCCUCUGGGACUGUGUGCGAGAGGUAGAGAAGCCGUGGAUGACUCGGGUGACGAAGGAGACGCUUUUGUCUGAAGAGAGAUGGAGAAAAGUGUUGGAGCAGGCGGGGUUUCGUGUCGAGGUAGAGCGGUCGUUUAGGUUUGUGCCAAAGGAUGAGCAGCAUAAGCCUGAGGAAGUACAUUCUCUUAUUCAGGCGAGGAAGAUGGAGGUGGAUUCGUUGUGCGGGCCGUUUCCUUUGCCCGAUAAACAUGUUGUGCUGUCGGACUUGGAUCAACGGGCUUGGAUGGCGCUGCAACACCGGAUUGUCAUUGAAGAAUGGCAGGACCCAAUCUUGGGCCCUACGGCUGAGGACCAGAGGAUUCUUGGACUUGGUGGUGGACUGAGAGCAUUUUUGACCGCUUCCCAGGUGUCAGGCAAAGAAGCCACUCAAUCCCUUCUCGCCUAUCCCAGGAAUUUACCCUUUGCAGAAAAUGAAUUCGAUGCCGUAUACUCAUUCAUGGCGCUCGACACCGUGCCCAAUCUCCAGACUGCCUUGUCAGAACUCGCCCGCGUCACAGACUUAUCCUCCCCCACCGCAAGUAUAACCAUAGUCCAAGCAGCCCCCGACAACGAGGUGACCAGGCUGCUUAACACGCUCAGUCUGCCUUUGAACUCAGAGUCAGAAAGCGGGCAGCAGUAUUCAAGCCACCAGGGAUACCUGCUCCACCUUGCAAAGAAGGUUCUUUCAGAAUGCGGAUUCGGAAGCAUUUCCCUUCACAGGGUCAGAGCCAAAUAUCCUUUUCCUGGACAUGAUCCUGUUUUCGAAGCGGCAGAGGCAGUGGCUGCACCUUGGUUUUGUGGUGGCAAGAACCUCGCUGAAGCGAAGAAGGCUCUGGCGCCGCAUUUACGGAAUCUGUUUAUCGAGCAUCCAGGCGUGUUGAAGAAUGAUUUGGCUAUGCUUGUUGCGAGGCCGACGCAGAAUUAGGAAUUUGGUUGCUGCUGCUCAAGUUGUGGAGAGAUCUAAAUCCUAGAGAGCUUGUGAUGUUGAUUUUACUUGCUCGUUGUAUGUAUUGUCAUGUAUUUGAGGAUACGCUACUCUUUGUUUGGUAUGUAGACUUCCUUAUAUAGACUAGCUGUGUUAUAGCUAUGUAUUCCUCUGUAG
Aspergillus versicolor CBS 583.65 is the source of this 1806-nucleotide messenger RNA. RefSeq lists its product as uncharacterized. Gene Ontology annotation, molecular function: S-adenosylmethionine-dependent methyltransferase activity. Bases 160 to 1629 code for a protein of 489 amino acids. The record is from RefSeq and is a predicted model, not a curated record. The transcript has 2 exons. NCBI's taxonomy places the organism in Eukaryota, Fungi, Ascomycota, Eurotiomycetes, Eurotiales, Aspergillaceae.